GCAACGCUCUCGGCGCAGGACGCCGCGGACAGGCCGAGGUACAUGACCAAGAGGAUUCCCAACCGGUUGGGUCGGGCACCUGGCUGCCCAGCUUGCGACGAGACGGGCCAGUGCAACGCUGCGGAGUGCAGAGCCAGACUGGAGGCUUUGCUGGGCGCGGAGGACAUUGCGAAGGGCCUGGCAGCGCAGGCUGGGGCGCGAGUUGAGGCACCACCACCAGCUCGAGAAGCGGUCAGGAAGCAGUCGAAGCGUGCACCAGCAGAGGGGCCAGGGCGUGGAGCAGCAGCAGCCGCGGCAGCAGCCGCAGCAGCAGCUCCCAGCACAGCGGAAGACGUGGCGAUGGACCAUGAGGAGGACAGCGUCGAGAUGAUGGUGCAGGAUCCCGUGGAUAUUACCGAAGGAGUAAAACGACAGGUCCCAGAGAAGGAGGAGACGCCAGAGAGCAAGAAGGCGCGCGUAGUCGGCGGACUGGCCGUCAACGCCAUGUCAAUGGAGCUGCGCGCGGUGGACCUCGGCGAGUACGCCGCGGAGCCGUGCGAGGAGAAGUGCCUUUCCAACGCCAAGGGGGCGCUCUCUGGACAGCUGCUUCCAGCGGAGAAGGUGGGCGCCGACGCUGCGCGGUGCAGUUUCGUGGCCAUGCAGGUUGCCUACCAGGCGCGCGAUGACGUAUUCGCUGGGGCGCCCCCGCUGAAGUUCGUCAGGCUGGCACUGGUGCUGGCAGCGACGUUCAGGAACCGCAGGAAAGUCUACCUGAUAGGGCUCUGGGGCAUCAGCAACGCGUCCUGCCGCGCUGAGAUGGGCGAGGACGCGUGCGCGGUGCCGCCCUCAGGUGGGGAGGAGCCACAUGUAGCGCGGCAUUUGCGGAAGGCGCUGUACGGGACCAGGGGAACGAGCAAGCUGCUCCAGCACACGAUCCGCAUGUUGGUGACGGUGGUGUUCUACCGCGUCCAGAAAGGCAUCUACAUCGCGGUGCACGGAGACGACUUCAUGGCCGUGGAGGCGCUUGAGGACCUGAGGUGGCUUAACGAGAUCCCGGAGGCGAAGUUCGAGGUGAAGCGGUCGCCGUUCGUGGGGCCCGCAGAAGCUGGAGGUGAAGCGACGUCUGGCCAUUUCCUGAAUAGGACGGUUAGUUGGACAGAGAAGGGUUUCCACUGGGAGAGCGACGCGAAGCACGCGAGGACAGCGGUCGAGGCCUACGGGAAGUUGCCAGCGGCGAGGGAGAUCCCGCCGGCUUCCAGGGGCAUCGGGGAGGAGGUGCCAACGGCGUUGGACAAGCUGGGAUUCGCGGAGAAGCUGUUCCAGUCGGCGGCGCCGACGGCACUGUACAUGGCAGCGGACAGGCCUGACAUACAGUUCGCGACGAGCUGGAUUAUGCGCGGGAUGCAGGAGCAGCUGGUGCUCCACGAGCUGAGCCGCGGUGGAGGAUUCGAGUACAUAUGGAGUGCGUGCAUUGACAGCUGGGCUGGUCAGCAGGCGACACUUGCGCGGAGCAGUGGAGAAGCUGAGCGUGUGGAUAUGACCAGCGGCGCUGCGCGGGGGGUCUUCACGAAGAAUAUGUUUGAGAAGAUGGGCAACGGGAUGUCGGUGAAGGCGUGCGGUGGCAGCACCGCCGCAAUCGGGAUAUGCUCGAGGCUGGGUGUCGGACGCAUCAGACACCUGGAUGCGAAGUACCUGUGGUUGCAGGAGAAAGUUGCCGAGGGAUGGGUGCGCACCGCGAAGGUGCCGACGACAGAGAACGUAGCGGAUCUUAUGACCAAGGUUUUGGAGCCCGCUCGUCAUCGCGAGCUUGUGAAGAGACUGCCCAUGACCUUGGAGAUCGCGAGGG
Molecule: messenger RNA, 1825 nt
Organism: Prorocentrum cordatum
Lineage: Eukaryota; Dinophyceae; Prorocentrales; Prorocentraceae
Source: the annotation of a GenBank genome assembly